Rhodamnia argentea is the source of this 1725-nucleotide messenger RNA. Its product is annotated as protein FEZ. The coding region runs from base 392 to 1552 and encodes 386 amino acids. Gene Ontology annotation, molecular function: DNA binding. Gene Ontology annotation, biological process: regulation of DNA-templated transcription. The record is from RefSeq and is a predicted model, not a curated record. The transcript is spliced from 3 exons. Lineage: Eukaryota; Viridiplantae; Streptophyta; Magnoliopsida; Myrtales; Myrtaceae.
GAUCCUUAAUUUGGAUUUAAACGCCACCAAAGAUGGUGCGGGUGGGUUCAAAGGGGGUCCUAUAUUUCUUGACCUGUGUUGAGAGAGCUUAAAGCUCAAGCCUCUGCUCCUCCUCCAACCAAGUCAUCGAUAUCCUCGCUCCUGCACAGUCUCCCACUGAAAGUCUCCCCCUCAAGAAUCGCCUCAAGCUCCGGAAGCAAAGGCCCUUUUCCAGCAAGAGGCGUAUAAUAUGUCUUAAGGGCUCUGGGAGGGUGUUGUUUUUUGAGUUCUUUUCACGCGAGCGAUAGUUACUUGGCGGAGUUCAGCUGGUUUCAGCUCAAAGCAGCUUCUGGGGUUUCUGGUUUCUUGGAGGCUGCAAGAUUAGGUUUCUCUUCGUGUUAGAGAGAGAGAGAUGGCGGAGAAGAGUGAUGCAGAGAAGGUGGAUGACGUGAUGUUGCCUGGGUUCAGGUUCCAUCCCACUGAUGAAGAGCUCGUCGGGUUCUACCUCAAGAGGAAGAUUCAGCAGAGGUCGCUCCCCAUUGAGCUCAUCAAGCAAGUUGACAUCUACAAAUAUGAUCCUUGGGAUCUUCCAAAAUUGGCAAGUACUGGAGAGAAAGAGUGGUACUUCUACUGCCCCCGAGACCGCAAAUACAGGAACAGCGCACGUCCGAACAGAGUCACAGGUUCCGGGUUCUGGAAGGCGACCGGGACCGACCGGCCUAUCUACUCCUCCGACGGAACCAAGUGCAUCGGCCUCAAGAAGUCCCUCGUGUUCUACAGAGGCCGAGCCGCCAAAGGCAUGAAAACCGACUGGAUGAUGCACGAGUUCCGCCUCCCUUCCUUUGCUGACUCCGCUCCUCCCAAGAAGUUCUUGGACAAGAACAUCCCCCCUAAUGACUCAUGGGCUAUCUGUAGGAUAUUCAAGAAAACCAAUUCCAUGGCACAAAGAGCUCUAUCACACUCCUGGAUCACUCAAAUACCCGAACAUAUCGGGUUGGAUCCGCUCGGCGACGGUGCGCAGUACUCUCAGUUUGGCUCGGAGAACAUUUCCUGCACCACAGAGACUGGAUCAGCCACCCAGCAUCCAACUUCUGCUGGCUUCAACUCCUUGGAUGUUCAAUCAUACAGGCCCAUGUUAUACCCGCCGGUCUCUAAAGCCUCCACUCUCACAAUCUCAAACAGCGACUUCCCCAGCACCCUCGUCUUCUCGCCCCUUGAUAUGCCGCCAGGACCUGCCAAGUGUGCAGCCGACACAUCCCCAAUGCUCAUGUGCCCUGCCUUGAUGGGCGGAGACGUCAACCAGGGGUCGGAGAGCAUAAGCUUCGAGGGGUCACAUCAAUUCAGUGGCUUCUCAAUAGGUCUUCCCCAGGAGAUGCAAGGAAACGCCGGGGGUGAAGAGGAGGCGGCAGGACUGAAGAAGAAUCACGGUAUGCUCCAUGUGAAUAGCCAGUGGCCAGUGACCACGCGAUCAAUGGGCUUCCCCUUCAGCUUGCCUUCAAACAUGCCCUGGGACUCACCUCCAUGUCCUAGCGAGAUGUCCACGGCUUUCUCGACGAACAAAUGCUACAAUUGAUUGAUCGGGACGAGCCUUAUACGUAGAGAUAGCUGCUUUUUUCGUGUUUGGUGCAAAUGCUUUGGAGCUUAUCCCAGGAAAAAUUGUUAUCCAUCUAUGCUGUUUUAUGUACAGUGUCCUAGGCUCCUGUUACACUUGUUAGUGUCAUUAUUUUCCUAGUAAUGUGUUUUAAA